Cokeromyces recurvatus is the source of this 1674-nucleotide messenger RNA. RefSeq names its product threonine synthase. The coding region runs from base 38 to 1564 and encodes 508 amino acids. Gene Ontology annotation, biological process: L-threonine biosynthetic process. Gene Ontology annotation, molecular function: pyridoxal phosphate binding; threonine synthase activity. The record is from RefSeq and is a predicted model, not a curated record. NCBI's taxonomy places the organism in Eukaryota, Fungi, Mucoromycota, Mucoromycetes, Mucorales, Mucoraceae. The transcript is spliced from 2 exons.
UUUUAUUAUUACAUUUUUCUUUUCCCCUUUAAACAUUAUGAAAUAUAGAUCAACUCGUGGACAAGUUAAGGACUACACUUUUGAGGAAGCUGUUAUGACAGGUUUAGCCCCUGAUGGUGGUCUCUUCAUUCCUCAAUCUAUUCCUCAAUUGCCUGCUAAUUGGCAACAAAAUUGGUCCAACUACACCUUUCAACAAUUAGCCACCGAAAUUCUUUCUUUAUACAUCGAUGAAUCUGAAAUCCCUCGUGAAGAUUUGAAGAAUCUUGUUGAGAAAUCUUAUUCUACUUUUCGUUCAAAAGAUGUUACACCUGUUGCAAAGGUUCAUGACGGACUUCAUGUCUUGGAGUUAUUCCAUGGUCCUACUUUUGCCUUCAAGGAUGUUGCUCUUCAAUUUGUUGGUAACUUGUUUGAAUAUUUCUUGGAACGUCGUAAUCGUAAAGAAACAAAUGGUCAAACACAUAGAUUAACUGUUGUUGGUGCUACCUCUGGUGAUACUGGCAGUGCUGCUAUUUAUGGUCUUCGUAAUAAGAAGAAUGUAUCUGUAUUUAUUUUACAUCCUAAUGGUCGUGUCAGCCCUAUUCAAGAAGCUCAAAUGACUACUGUCCUUGAUGCUAACGUUCAUAACUUCUCUGUCGAGGGUACUUUUGAUGACUGUCAAGACAUCGUGAAAACACUCUUUGGUAAUAAGGAAUUUAAUGAUCGUCAUCAUCUUGGUGCUGUCAACUCUAUUAACUGGGCACGUAUUUUGGCACAAACGGUGUACUAUUUCCAAGCUUACUUUAGCCUCUUACGUACCUUAAAUACUUCUGAUGUUAAAUUUAACUUCUCUGUCCCUACUGGUAACUUUGGUGAUGUCUUGGCUGGUUAUUAUGCCUAUCGUAUGGGUCUUCCUGCUAAUAAGUUAUUAAUUGCUACUAAUGAAAAUGAUAUUUUAUAUCGUUUCUUUGCCUCUCAUGCUUAUGAAAAGCAAACAGGUCCUGAAGGUGGCGUUAAGGCCACAUUAUCACCUGCUAUGGAUAUCUUGGUUUCCUCUAACUUUGAACGUCUUUUAUGGUAUCUUGCACGUGAAUCUGAUAGUGAAAGUAAUGAUGAUAAAGCAGGAGAGACAGUUGCCGGUUGGAUGCAGGAAUUAAAGCAAAAUGGUGUCUUCCGUGUCUCUGAUCAAGUUGUCUUGAAGGCUCGUGAAAUCUUUGAUGCUGCUCGUGUGACAGAUAAAGAGACCUUAGACACUAUUCGUGACUUUUAUGAUAAAUACCAUUAUGUUCUUGAUCCUCAUACUUCUGUUGGUGUACAUGCUGCUGAACAGAUAAUGAAGAGAGAUAAUGUCAAGACGAAUGAAGUCUUUAUUUGUUUGGCUACUGCUCAUCCUGCUAAAUUCUCUGAAGCUGUUGAGGAGUCAUUAAAGACUGCAUCUGGAUUUGAUUUUGGUAAGGAUGUAUUACCUACUGAAUUCCAUGGUUUAUUAGAAAAGGAACGUCGUGUUACUUAUAUUGAACGUGCUGAUCCUAAAUUGGUGAUGAAUGCUAUUGAAAAAGAAUUACAUGAUGAAGGUAUUUCUUUCUAAUAAGUCUAUUCUACAAACACACACACACACACACACACACACACCUAUACAUACAUGCACAAAAACACAUAGAUAUACAUAUAUAAAUAUAUACAUACAGACAGAGAGAG